This is a messenger RNA of Haemonchus placei, 414 nucleotides long. The record is from the annotation of a GenBank genome assembly. NCBI's taxonomy places the organism in Eukaryota, Metazoa, Nematoda, Chromadorea, Rhabditida, Trichostrongylidae.
AUGCUGGAAGUGGCGAUGCAAAGCCAGGAAGUGGUUUCAGAGAAGGCAAUAACCGAAGGGGGGCACGACAUCCCAUACCUAGCGAAGGUUUUAAGAACAGGAGGGGCCGACAUGGACGGUAGGCCUGAAAGAGAACAUGGAAGAUAUAGCAAUGGACAUGGUGAGAGGAGGUGUUACAACUGUCAAAAGAUCGGGCAUAUUGGUCGGGAUUGCCCACUGAAGAGAGCCCAGGUCAAUCAAAUUUCGGAGAAAGCUUCGAAGCAGAACACGUUGCCACAGAAAGUAUCUUCAAGGGAGGAAACGACGCAGCGACGUCGGAUAUCACCGAUUAUUAUUGGGGCACGAAGCCUAGGGGUGAAGUGUGGUUCAUGGAGCAAGGAAGAGACGCCUAGUGGGAAGUUCGAUGACAGUUGA